GGCAGAACUUCCACAGCGCCCAUAUCUGCGAAGCCACAGUCUGCCCAUUUGUGGAUGCUUUACUUGAUACAAGGAGGAAUACAACAGCAUUUACAUCAGUUAGGCAUGCGUAUUAGUGCAGAUCAUUUUAUGGACAAACUGACAGCGGUUUAUAUUUUGGAGUGGGCCGAAAAGUUUUCUUCUGUCUAUUUCUUCUGUCUAAUUAAGGGAGUUUUUGAUCUAAAGCAAAAUCAUGUUCACAACCUACAUAAAGAAUCUGAAUGAUAUGGUAUUUUCUACGUCUGAGAGCCCUGAGGAGCAGCAGAGCACUGGGGUCUUGGGUCGUAUCGGGAGCUGGCUUUCUCCAUGGAGGGUAAAAGGUCCGAAAAGUCCCACUGAAAAUGCCCCCCCAACCAGCGAUCAAGCUUUUGAGUCAGAAGGAGAGGAGGGGAGUGAGGAGUCUGUGAGACUCCAAGCAGGGGAACAGCAGUGGGAGGAGGAGAAGGAACAGAGCUCCAAUCCCAACCCAUUCUGUCUCUCCAGAGACAUUUUCCCCUGUGAAGAGGAGGACGCCACGCAGUCUGCCCACAGAGACAGCGCUUUUGUGUGCAGAACUGAAACAGCAGAAGGAGGUCCAAAAAAGGAGGAGUUUGUGGAGUGCAGGGAGAAGAGAGUUGGGCAGGACAAGGAGAGGGAGGAGAGCAGUGACAGUACUUCAGUGAGCGGGAAUCUUGAGAAGAAUGCCAGUCAUCUGACACAUUACUCUUCCUCUUUUGAGCAGGGAGUGGUAUGUGACUCUGAGGGGGCCCACGCCAAACCUCAGGCCCAGAGACAAGCACAGGCCCAGACAGGCAGGAGGCUCCAUGUGUACCUGGAGGAGACCAGCGUGAUUCACUGCGGCCAAAAAAGCUGUUCUGGACAGGAAGUUGUCCAAACCAAAGUCACAAAAAAGAACCUAAAGGUCCUCGGCAAAGCUAAGUCAUCACCUGGUUUGGAUUUGAAGUUAAGUUCAACAAGUGCAGAGAACAAAAGGACAGAUGUCAACAGGACGGAUGUGAGGCCUGCUGUUGAGGCACCAAGUUAUUACAGUGCCGUAGUAGGAGUGUCACUGCAAUCACACAAGGACUCGCAGUCAGAGCCUGAACCUGAAGAACAAACAGAGGCUGACAGCAUGGGGCGUAAAAACACAGCCAGGAGGAAAUACAGGAAGAACUCGCAGGGAGAUGGAGCAGACAACUCCCAGGAGAAAGUGCCUCCCAGUGCCCAAACUGUCCCAGAGGGAAUCCCAACAUCGGAUAACUCAGUGACAAGUCCUCAGGGCCAAAGUCUAAAGACUGACAUGGGAGAGUCAUCUGUAGACUCCUCCUCCAGGCACAGCCCCACCCCUCAGGCUUCACCUGAAGGAGCAGAGAGUAAGGCUUCCUCUUCCGAUACAGUCAAGCAGUUGGACAACUUCCAGGAAUCAAACUCAGUCAUUGCAGCCACUCUGGCAUGUGUUGAUGUGUGUGCAGACAUGGAGGACGACGAAAGUCUAUACAAAGUAGAAAGGAGGACAGAGACACCAGAGUCCAAACGCAGGAGUAUGAAGGUUUCUCGAAGUGAGCUAAAGUUUUUUCCAAAAUGUGUGCCUUUGAAUCCGAAGCAAAAUCCAACAGAAGACCCACAGGAACUUAAGGCAGCGUUUGAGAACAACAAAGGUGAAGCAAAGGAUAAGCCCAAGACAGAGAUUGAUGCCAGACUACACAAGCUGAAGAAAAUUAAUGAGGAGCCUAAGCCCGUCGUUGGCCGCCUUGCGGAUAAAAUCAGCCUCUUUGAGCCCUCAGCAGGGAGGGGCAGCAAGCAGACCUUCCAAACCCAGAGGAGUGCUGAUGACUCUCCAGUCAGGAAAGCCACAGGGAGGCUGAAAGCAGAUUUUGUGUUUUCAGACCAGAGAUCAAGUUCAGCUGAACGUCACGGAGUGGCCAGGUCCAGCUCUGUGUCGCCCAUCAGGGAGAAGCCGAUGACGAUCAAGGAGCGAGUGAGGAACUUUACAGAGGCCUCUAAAAUAGAGGACAUGGCAAGGCUGCCUCAAACACCAGCCAUGAAAGGAAUGUCUGACAAAGCAACCUUGUCUGCUGCAGUUGCUGCAUCAAAGUCACCAGAACUGGACCAUCAGGGUAGACUGGAUACCAAAGAGCAAAUACAGAUAGCAAAGUCAGAUGUAACAUUGAAACCAGAUGGACAAGAUACCACCGCUGAAAGGGUGAAGAUUUCCAUAUCUAAAGAAGAGCCAACAAGCUCCAAUACAAAUGACACAGUGGCCUCAAAAACUGCAGAUCAGGGUACAAAACCUAACAUUGUUGAAACUAAUGUUUCAUCUAAAGGGCCGGGUGAUUCUGCAGAACUGACCAAUAGCAUUAGCCCACAGUUCAAAGGCCCGAGCAGAACAGGCUCCCGCUCUAAAAGAAGAAAAGGUCGGGAACCAACCAGUCCUAUCAGCCCAAAUAGUGAAAACAAACCAGAUUGCUUUGCAAGUAAGCACGAGUUUACUCCUAUUAAACAACAACAGGUGGGUGAUACAGAAGUGGGGGCUUCUGCCUCCAAACAGGUCUCAUUACCAUCUAAAAAAGCCCAAGGAAAUACAUCAGACAAACAGAUACCUGAAACGGAAACCAAACAGAAGGCAUGUAAGAAGGAAUUGGAGGUGUUGGACAUACAGAAGAAACAGUUAGAUUCUUCAUUUAUAAAGGAGAAUAUGGACAAACCAGUUAGCAGACAGGAGGGGUUGCCUGAACCAUCUGUCAGCAAAGAUGAACCUGAUACUGCUGCCCUUAGCAGCAAAACAAAGACGCCUAUUGAUAAAGAUCCUGGUAUUUUACCCAAAAAGGAGGAAAAGUCAGGGGGACACAGUCCCUUAUUCACACAGAGGAGAGACAAGGCCUCCAAGGACAGCAGAGAAACAUCAGCCUCCUCACCCUCCCCUGCAGUUGAACGACCUACUGUGACGUCUUCGAUGGAGCAAGAGCCCCCUGUUGAACUUCCUAAAUUAGAUAAAGAAUUGUCGAUGCAAUCUGAAUCAAAAAGUAAAGUGAAAGUGAGUGAUGAGAAUAAAAAAGACACUGGGCAACCCCGAAACAAAGACAUAGAACUAACAAAUCAGCCCGAGAGUAAAGAUGUGGAGAAAUUAGAAAAGGUAAAGGGUGAAAAAACAAAUCAGGCAGAGAGGAAAGAUGUGGAGAAAUUAGAAAAGGUAAAGGGUGAAAAAACAAAUCAGGCAGAGAGGAAAAGCAAUGAAAUACCACAGCAGCACCUGCAUUCAGAAAAAAAUACCACAAAGGCCCAGGUUUUAGACAGCAGACAAGGUAUAUCCGGGACAGAGAGUAGAGUAGCAAGGGAUGAUGAAAGUAAAAAUGCUGAAAGAAAAGACGAGACACAGUUGUUCAAAGCCAUAACAAAACCAGCCAAACAAGCGUCUCAGUCCUUGGAAAAGACCGGUGUAACAUCAGAACUUGUUGCUCAGAAACAACAUGUCGGAAAAACGAAGACUACACAUCCCGAAAAGGCUGCUGUUGGUGCCGUCACCCAGACUAAUGAGGCUGCGUGUGUGUCUAAGAGUGAGAAAGGGUCGUCGGAGGAAGAAAAAGCAACUAAUGGGUCUCCUGAGUUGCAAACAAAGUCUGCGGAAAGCCCUGGAAGCGAGACACGGCCAGUAGUGAUUGCAGAAGAACAAAAGCCUCAGUCUGUGGAAAAAAACGAGAAUUUACCAGAUGACUCAUGUGCACAUGGAGCAAAUGAUGCCCAGUUCUCCAGCUCAAAGUCUAUUACUAAAUCAACCACAGCAGCUGAGAAAGUAACUGUAAAAGCCGCUGGUGGUCACACGCUGAUAAGUGCACAGAACGACAAUAUAUCAGAGAAAGAACUAAGUGUUAAAGAGUCUACUCCUAUUUCUGUCUCUAAAUCUACAAGCAGCAAAGGAGCAGGGCAAGAUGAUGGGAAAGAAACUGGCAAAUUAGUGCCCUCGGACGUCAAAGUCUCCGGAGAUGUAAAUAAACUAGCUCCACAGUGUGAGGAAUUAGAAAAAACAAAGAGCACAAGUGACAUCACUCCACUCAAGGGCUCAAAAAUAUUAGCACAGAGCCCCUCUGACAGUGCUGCUUCUAGCUCCACAGUUAAUGUGGGCAAUAAGACAGCUGAGAAAAAAUCCCAUUCACCACUAGAUGAACUUAAACCUGUUGCUAAUGGUGACAUCUUCCCACAUCAACAACUACACACAGUCAAAAAGGAACUGGUCAAUAACAAGCCAAGUCAAACUCUAAACGCACCCACUUCCCCACAGGCUAAUAAGCCAAUCCCAGACUCAACCCAGCGUUCAACCAUGAAGAAACUCCAUUUGCCACGGGUACUAAGCAAAGACGAUUCUGCAACACAACAAGACGCCCCCUCAAGCUGGCUGGAUGUGGACUUUCCUAAACGGAGGCUUAAAGUCCCAGUGCCCAAACUGAGCUCUUCUGGAAGUGAGAGCAAUCUUCUGGACACCUCUGGUGAACUAGAUGAUGAUGAUUUUGUUGAGAAAAUCAAGAAGCUUUGCUCCCCGUUCUCCCUCCCACCACGUAAACACAACCAACUCCGGCAACCUCAGCCGCCAUUUGCCAUGCCUGCCAUCAGGGAGGACCGCUUUGAGAAGACAUUUGACCCCGAGGAGUUUAAGUUUGGCCUGAGGAAAAAAGAUCAAUUCACCGUAGACCCAACCCCAGGUCUUUUGACCAAGCUCCAGAACAAGGAGACCAAAACUGGCCUGAAGCCUGCCAGGGCUAGUUUGGCAGACAGGAGCAUGCUGCUCAGUAGCCUGGACACUCACUCUCGCCUCAGGGACAAGACCCCUGUCAAAGAUGAGAAAGAUGUCAAGGAGGAGAAAGAUGACCAGGUCAAGGUGAAGUCUCGCUUGGAGGGGAGCUGUGUCCUCAGCAGCCUCACCUCCUCCACCUUAAGAGGAAAGAGGAAUGGAGUUCAAACACAGGCAGAGGGCACCAAUUCUGAGGAUGUGGUACCUAGUGAAGCCCCCCAGCUAAGCCCUCCACCUUUAACCCAGCCACCCCCACCAAGCCCAACUGCCGCAGCUCCACUCAAAGACACACUGGCUCUGAGAAAAAGAGAGGAAGCCCAGGCUGUGGUCACUGACUCAGGUCCUCCACUUCCCUCCUUUAACGACAUCAAGCUGCCGGACUAUUUAGAGAAGUACCUCCCCCGGGAGCCAGUGAAACCAGUGCAGAGCACACAAGGACAGCAGCAAUUCCAAACUAAGGUUAUUGAAAAAAUGGCCACUCCAGCCUCCGGAGGUGAAACAGAGCUGGCUGUGCAACCAGGUCCAGUUCUUCCUGAAGCUGUACCUCCAUGUUUUCCUGAGGUUCCUUCAAUCACACACUCUACACUCCCUGAGCUUAAGCAGCCUCCGGCUCAGCCACAGGGAAGACUUAGUAAAAAUAUAAGAACUGCCAAGGGAUUUCACAAGCGCCCUGGAAAGAUGGUGUUGUUUGAGAAAGCUCCUUUCAGUGGCCAAGCGCAUGAGAUUUACAGGGAUGUAGCUGAUGCUACUUCUCUGCAGCUGUCCCCUCUCAUAUCUGUGAAGGUUGUUAGAGGAUGCUGGGUGCUCUACGAGAAGCCUGACUUCCAGGGACGCACCAUCGCCUUGGAGGAGGGAGGUAUUGAAUUGACAAAUGUGUGGGCAGAGCCUGGGCUGGAGACAGAACCACAGAAAAACCUAUCAAUGCUGAUUGGCUCGAUUCGACUUGCUGUCCGGGAUUACAGCCUCCCCCAUAUUGAUCUGUUUACCGAACCGGAAGGCCGCGGCAGAGUAUUGCCUUACCAUGAUGACACAAUAGAGACGGGCUCUUUUGGCGUCCCAGUGAGCACUGCUUCCAUCCAAGUGCACUCUGGGGUGUGGCUGGUGUUCAGUGACCCAGGGUUCCAGGGCAUGAUAGCUGUGCUGGAGAAAGGAGAAUACCCUUUUCCUGAGACCUGGGGCUUCCCAUCACCCUUUGUUGGAUCUCUUAGACCACUUAAAAUGGGUGGUUUCAAAGUGGAGAAUCCCAAUGAAGUCAAGGCUGUGGUGUAUGAGAAGCCUGGCCUUGAGGGCUCUUGUUUGGAAAUCGACAGUGACAUUUUCAACUUCUGUGAAAGUGAAGCCAUUGCUGCAGACGGAGCAAGCUUUGACUUAACAAAACUGAACUCUGUGGGUUCUUUAAAGAUCAUCGGAGGACUCUGGGUGGGCUACAGCGAGCCUGGGUUUGAGGGCCAGCAGCACAUCCUGGAGGAAGGAGAGUACCUGGACUGCAGCGACUGGGGAGGCUCAGAGCAGCUCCUGUCACUGCGACCAAUACUAGCUGAUUUCAUGUCUUCGCACCUCAAAAUGUUCAGCGACAUACAAUUCGGGGAGCUGGGCGUCAACAUUGACCUCAGCGUGCCUGUGAUUAACAUGGAUGACACAGGCUAUGGCAUGAAGACGCAGUCAGUUGAUGUCAUGGGUGGUGUCUGGGUUGUGUUUGAGGAGCCGGGCUUUUGCGGUGAGUGCUACAUCCUGGAGAAAGGCCUGUAUGGAAGUCCGGAGGACUGGGGGGCGCUACAGCCCAGAGUUGGCUCAGCAAUGCCUGUCUUGCUGGAUGAUUUUCAAAACACAGACAAGUUUAAGGUGCAGCUUUUCUCUGAACCAGGUUUUCAAGGCUCUCGCCUCCCUCUGGAGGACAGUGUGGCAUCCCUGCAGGAUGGCUUCUCCGUGGCCUCGUGCAAGGUUCUGGCUGGAAGCUGGCUGGCAUUUGAGGGUCAGGACUUCACUGGAAGGAUGUAUGUGUUAGAAGUGGGGAGCUACCCAGACCUGAGAGCAAUGGGAUGUGUUAAUGCGAGCUGCUCCAUCCUGUCGCUACAGACUGUUGGCUUUGAGUUUUCCCUGCCGUCCAUCACUCUGUUUGAGCGGUGUGGUCUGCGGGGGAAGAGGGUUGUUCUGACAGAUGGAUCAGUCAACCUCCAGCUGGCUGGAGGCUGCACCAGAGUCCAGUCUGUGCUAGUGGAAGGAGGCAUGUGGGUAUUAUAUGAGGGAAUCAACUAUCGGGGUCCUCAGAUUUUGCUGAAACCUGGUGAGGAGCCUGAUUGGCGCAACUUCAGUGGCUGGCAGAAAAUUGGAUCCCUCCGCCCUCUUUUACAGAAGCGAGUGUACUUCCGUUUAAGGAACAGACAAACGGGGCUCAGGAUGUCAGUGACCGGCGAUUUGGAUGAUGUCAAACUGCUGCGGAUCCAAGAAGCAGAAGAGACUGAUGAAUUUGAGCAGAUCUGGUUCUACCAGAAUGGACAUCUCCACUGCAAGCUGCUGGAGGAGUGCUGCCUGAGUCCCAGUGGUAGUGUGACGAUAGCAGGAAGCCGCGUGGGUCUCACUCCAGAACCCGACAACCAAAUCCACAUGUGGAGCAUCACCCCUGAGGGCUUUAUCUCCUACACCCCCACCUCUGAUCUGGUCUUGGACAUCAAAGGGGGCCAUCACUAUGACAAAAAUCAAGUGAUUCUACAAACAAUUGAUCCAAGUAAACCUCAGCAAAGGUGGGAUGUGGAGAUUAUAUGAAAACAUAUGAGUUGCUGGACUGGAUCCUGAAUAUUAAUAUCAGAGGAACAGCUCUAUCAGAGAGACUGUUAUGCAGCUGAAGGACAAGUGCGUAAAGGGCGAGGUACGUCAUUAGAAAUGCUCAACCUCUGCUGCUGCAGGACUA
Messenger RNA from Etheostoma cragini (Arkansas darter), 7709 nucleotides. RefSeq names its product beta/gamma crystallin domain-containing protein 1-like. The transcript has 23 exons. Bases 233 to 7564 code for a protein of 2443 amino acids. Lineage: Eukaryota; Metazoa; Chordata; Actinopteri; Perciformes; Percidae. The record is from RefSeq and is a predicted model, not a curated record.